Molecule: messenger RNA, 333 nt
Organism: Funneliformis geosporum
Lineage: Eukaryota; Fungi; Glomeromycota; Glomeromycetes; Glomerales; Glomeraceae
Source: the annotation of a GenBank genome assembly
AUGGCUUUGGAAGAUAGUUUUAAACCUAAAGAGGAUACUGGCUUCUGUGCUUGGCUAAGAGAUGAUAUGGGGUUGAGUGUAGAAAAAGUAAAAGAGUUAGAUUAUCCUCGUGAUAUUGAGGAAUUAAGGAAAGGAUAUGCAGAAUAUUUAGAAAAAGAAGUUAAAGUACUUGAUGAACAUAGUAAAAAACUAGGUAAAAAAUAUAUCCUCACCCCUGAAAACUUUCAAAAACUAAUCCAACUUACUUGUAGUGUAGAAGUGGCUCAAGCCUACCAAGCCACAGCCCAAGCUUUACAAGCUACAUCCCAAAACCAAACAGUAAUUCAAGCCUGA